This is a messenger RNA of Entrophospora candida, 1230 nucleotides long. The record is from the annotation of a GenBank genome assembly. Lineage: Eukaryota; Fungi; Glomeromycota; Glomeromycetes; Entrophosporales; Entrophosporaceae.
AUGCUUACAAAUGCUGUUGGAUCAUCAUCUUCUUCUUCUCUUUCAUCUUCUUCAUCAACAAAUAUUAAUAAUGAUAUGAAUAGUAAUGAUGAUGAUAAAAAUGAUGACAAUAAUAGUAAUUCACUUUUUCCUCCAUCAUAUGAACAAGUGGUGAAAAUACCGUUACCAGUUUUAAUAGAUGUUGAUGGUGAUGACGAACUACCAACUUAUCAGCAAAUUGUUCCAAAUUACCGUGAUCCAAAUUUUUAUUCAACAAAUAACUUAAGUGCAUCUUCUAAUAAUAAUAGAAGAAAAGGCAAUAUAAAUGGAUAUUGCUGUUGUUGUUGUAAAAGGAAAAUACGAACUAAACUUUGUUUGCUAAUAUUUGGAAUAAUCAUAUUGGUGAUUAUUAUUAUAGCUUCAAUUGGAGCUUCUAAUCAUAGAGCAUGUGAUUCUCUUGAAUUAGGUGAUUCAAAUAAUACUCAACUCUUGAGUUUUAAUCCAAAUGUUCAAAAUAAUUUCAAAAUCUUAUCAAAAUAUGUCAAGUAUGGAUCUAUAAGUGUCUCACAGUCUGAUUCAACCACUGAAACUAAUGCACUUGUCAAAGUACAAUAUAAUUCUUUGGCAAAUGAUAGGAUUUAUAUCGAGCAAGGAAUAUCUAAAAAAUCUUUUUACCUAAAAAUUGAUCAAGCACCCUCGACAGUUUUAUUUGGUGUUAGUAUGCCGCCUAAAUGUAUAGUAGCAAAUAUUGAACUCAUCCUACCAUUGAACGUGGAUCUAACAACCAAUGCCACAACGAUUCAUAUAGGUGAUUUUGAUACAACAUUUGUAGAGAAUCCUAUCAAGUACAACCAAACAAUAAUAAUUCAUAAUGAUGAUGCUACACUGCAAUUUAAUGGUUUGCUUGCUAAAUCAUUGAUAAUUUUUAAUGAUAAUGGUAACAUAGGCGGAACAAUUAAAGGCAUCGAGGAUCAAGUUUAUAUUAAUGCUGAUAAUGCUGAUUUAAAUCUAAAUGUUGGAAUUGCUGAUAAUGUGAUCUCUCCUAUAGUUAGGAUCAGAAACGAUCGUGGUCAGAUCGAUGGGUUCACUGGUAGUUAUGAUAUUUCUACAAGAAAUGGUGUAAUCACAACUAAUUCAGUUCAAUCUGAAACUAAACAUUUAAUCGACGUCACAAAUACAUCCAAUAAUAGAUUUACAAAUGGUAGUUUAGCAAUUAAAAAUAUUGAUGGCAUGGUUUCUGUUCUAUUUUAA